CGUUGUGAUGUAUAUGGUAUACACCUGCCAGGUAGCUAGCUAGCUUUGCAUAUUGAAGAAUAAAACACUGAACCUAGAGAUGAAGAAAUGUACAGUAGUAAAUCUGGACAAGUUUAUUGAUCAUUUCACUCAUCUGGAACAGGUAACUUUAACAAAGUAGGAGGACAACUAGUUCUUCAGGUAGAAAAUUACAGAGCUCAAGGGAAAAAACAACAUAUUGGAGAUCAAGUUGGAUGAGACCAACAGAGUUCUGAAAUUUUCUCAGACCAAAGAGAAGUGCUUGAUUGAGGAGCGAGAUGGGAUGUUGGGGACCGUGAAGGGACUCCAGCAGACUCUACUGCAGCAGUGUGACCUCAGAGUGGAGAAUGAAAAGUUGAAAAGCACUGUGUCAGACCUGAAAAGGCAGAAUGAUAGGACAUUAGAGGAGCGGGAAGCUGAGAUUCAGAGGCUGGUGGCGGAGAUGAGAGCUGUGGGAGAGAGAUAUCAGAAGGAGUUGGAAUCUCUGAGAGACCAGUGCAGGAAAGGGGUGGAGGACACUCACAGAGAAACACAGAGCAAACUUGAGGCGAAAGAUGCAGAACUGAAAGAGGCCCUGGAGAGGAAGGAGUCAGAUAUGGCAGAGAUGAGAAGGAGAAUGAGGGACCAGGAGAGAGAGAGGCAAAGUGAAAUAUUAAAGUUACAAAUGGAGUUUGGUGCUAAGCUUGCCAGGGUGCAGAGUACCACACAGAGGAUCCAGCAGCAGCCCCAGGGCUCAGGUCUUUUACCUCAGAACAUCUUCAAACGGAAGUUCCAGUUCCUUCAGGAGGAGAAGAACAGAGAGGUCGAGGCCCUGCGCCAGAGAAUCAAGGAAUUGGAGAAGCAGCACGCCAGCGGAUUCAGUGACUCCCGUCUAAAGAGAAAGAAGAUUUAGCAUAUUUAAAAUUAGCAGGAGUGAAAUUCAUCUACAGUAGUGCCUUUGUAUUCUUUUUGGUUUAGUGUUCCUGGUGUUUGCUCUCAAACAGUAGUUGGGUCAUUCUACAAAAUGAGUGCUUUUUCAUUGUUUAAAUAGAAAUUGUGCACCAAUAUUGAAUUUUAAAAGCCUGUUAUAUUAAUUUAAGUGCCCUUUAAUAUAGACCACAUGGAGAAUUCAAUAAAUCCGAUUUUUUUAUAUGA
This is a messenger RNA of Oncorhynchus gorbuscha (pink salmon), 1152 nucleotides long. RefSeq names its product coiled-coil domain-containing protein 152-like. Lineage: Eukaryota; Metazoa; Chordata; Actinopteri; Salmoniformes; Salmonidae. The coding region runs from base 302 to 910 and encodes 202 amino acids. The record is from RefSeq and is a predicted model, not a curated record. The transcript has 8 exons.